This is a messenger RNA of Zonotrichia leucophrys gambelii, 2065 nucleotides long. It is a transcript of the gene KLHL41, whose product is annotated as kelch like family member 41. Gene Ontology annotation, molecular function: protein binding. Lineage: Eukaryota; Metazoa; Chordata; Aves; Passeriformes; Passerellidae. The transcript has 6 exons. Bases 1 to 1968 code for a protein of 655 amino acids. The record is from RefSeq and is a predicted model, not a curated record.
AUGUACCUAUAUUUAGCUAGUGAGAUUAAAUUGCAGAGGCUUCAAGCAGGGCAAAAAGCACAUUGGUCUGCCUUUUUUACAGACAAACCCUUGGGCAGACAACAGCUAAAGCUUUCUACUCCCUCCCCUUUCCCAAGUGUUUGCGAAAUGGAUUCCCAAAGGGAACUCACUGAAGAGCUCAGACUUUACCAAUCCACCCUCCUUCAGGAUGGCCUCAAAGAACUCCUUGAAGAGAAAAAGUUUGUAGAUUGCUCUCUAAAAGCUGGUGACAGAAGCCUGCCUUGCCACAGAUUGAUUCUGUCGGCAUGUAGCCCUUAUUUUCGUGAGUAUUUCUUAUCUGAGCAAAAUGAAGAGAAAAAGAAGGAAGUAGUUCUAGAUAAUGUUGACCCCAACAUCCUGGAUAUGAUUGUCAAAUACCUUUAUUCAGCAAGUAUUGAUCUCAAUGAUUCUAAUGUGCAAGAUAUUUUUGCUUUGGCCAGCCGCUUUCAGAUCCCUUCUGUAUUCACUGUGUGUGUGUCCUACCUUCAGAAGAGGCUUGCUGUUGGGAACUGUCUGGCCAUCCUUCGGUUAGGUGUUCUGCUUGACUGCCCCAGACUUGCAUUUUCUGCCCGUGAUUUUGUUUCAGAUCAUUUUGUGCAGAUCUGCAAAGAAGAGGACUUCAUGCAGCUUGCCCCUCAUGAACUCAUCUCAGUUAUCUCACCUGACAGUUUAAACGUAGAGAAGGAAGAACUGGUAUUUGAAGCAGUAAUGAGAUGGGUCCGGACAGACAAGGAGAACAGAGUAAAGAGCCUGGGGGAAAUUUUUGACUGCAUACGUUUUCGUCUAAUGCCAGAAAAAUAUUUCAAAGAACAGGUUGAGAAGGAUGAUAUAAUUAAAAGCAACUCAGACCUUCAGAAAAAAGUUAAGAUUAUUAAGGAUGCUUUUGCUGGAAAACUGCCUGACUCUAGCAAAAGCACAGAGAAGUCAACCAAAGGGGAGGUGAAUGGCGAUGUAGGAGAUGAAGAUUUACUGCCUGGCUACCUAAAUGACCUUCCCAGGCAUGGCAUGUUCGUCAAAGACCUGAUUCUUCUGGUUAAUGACACUGCUGCAGUAGCUUAUGAUCCUCUUGAAAAUGAAUGCUACCUGGCAGCCCUCGCAGAACAGAUUCCCAGAAAUCAUUCCAGUAUAGUCACCAAACAAAAUCAGGUCUAUAUUGUUGGAGGACUCUAUGUGGAAGAGGAAAACAAGGAUCAGCCUUUCCAGUCAUACUUCUUCCAGCUGGAUAGCAUUGCUGGAGAGUGGGUUGCCCUUCCUCCACUGCCGUCAGCCAGGUGUCUCUUCGGGCUGGGAGAGUCAGACAACAAGAUCUAUGUCAUAGCAGGCAAGGACCUUCGCACCGAGGAGUCGCUAGAUUCAGUGCUGUGCUAUGACCCUGUGGCAAUGAAAUGGGGUGAGAUCAAAAAACUGCCCAUCAAAGUAUAUGGCCAUGCAACUAUCUCAAACAAUGGACUGAUAUAUUGUCUUGGUGGAAAAACUGAUGAUAAGAAAUGCACUAAUAGAUUAUUUGUGUACAAUCCCAAGAAAGGAGACUGGAGAGACCUGGCUCCAAUGAAAGUGCCUCGCUCGAUGUUUGGAACAGCCAUCCAUAAGGGCAAGAUUGUCAUUGCAGGUGGUGUCACUGAGGAAGGCCUGACUGCAUCUGUUGAAGCUUUUGAUCUGACCACCAAUAAAUGGGAGAUAAUGCCUGAAUUUCCCCAAGAGAGAAGUUCCAUUAGUUUAGUCACUUUAAGUGGAGCUUUGUAUGCUAUUGGAGGCUUUGCAAUGAUUCAGCUUGAAUCUAAAGAAUUUGCACCUAGUGAAGUCACUGACAUAUGGAAGUAUGAUGAUGAGAAGAAAGAAUGGGUUGGCAUACUGAAAGAGAUCCGAUAUGCUACUGGAGCCUCCUGCCUGGCCACACGCUUAAACCUCUUCAAGUUAUCAAAACUGUAAACAAAAUGCUGGAAGAUGUGAUAUGGUGAGGGAGUUCUGGCAGGCUCUUCUGGUUUUGUUGCAUGAAAAUGUCCCCAAAUUGUACAGUUUUAUAGCA